UUUCAAGUUCAAUUCUUUUCUGCUCAUCGAGGAAAGAAAUAUUCUACUCUUGUAUCCUAAUACUGAAAUCAUGGCUAAGAAGAGAACUGUUAUAAAAGUCGCCAUUAUAAACAAGAAAUGUCAAACCGAUAUUAUGAAGGCUGUAGCGAAAAUUGAUGGUAUAGAAAAAUUGGAAGUGGAUGUUAGCAAAGGUACAUUGACCAUAAUUGGAGAAGUUGAGCCAGUUCCAAUUUUCAAGAAGCUUAAGAAGAUUGGCAAGGCGCCUGAAAUUAUAAGCGUCGGACCACCACGCCCUAAAUGUCCUCCUUAUUGCAUCUGUAACUUCUGUCGUCCAUAUGUUCAAUGUACUUCUGAACCCCUUCCUUACCAGCCUUGCCACUUCGCUCCCUCGUACAGCAACAACAUGCCUUGUGAGUUCGUUGCAGUUCAGUCGUACCCUUCACCAUCUUAUGACAGUCCGGGACAGUGUACCAUUAUUUGAAAACAGUCGUAUAUAAAGUUAGUUGUCACAUUACUAGUUCCAACAGAGGGAACAUAAAAAAAAAUUAUAUACUACGCACAUGUUUCUUAUUGGUCAAACUCAAAAUUGUUGUUAAAGAUUCUUUGUCAAGCACUGUUGUAAGGCAUCAUGUUAUAAUUUGUACGACAGUAUGUACGAUUAAUAUAAUGUGUUAGAAGUUGUUAGUUACAAGAGAAUUGAUGUAGAUAUUUUGUUUAAUAGGCUACAUAUUAUAGAGGCU
Molecule: messenger RNA, 740 nt
Organism: Chenopodium quinoa (quinoa)
Lineage: Eukaryota; Viridiplantae; Streptophyta; Magnoliopsida; Caryophyllales; Amaranthaceae
Product: heavy metal-associated isoprenylated plant protein 39-like
Exons: 3
Coding region: 71-481 (136 amino acids)
Molecular function (GO): metal ion binding
Source: RefSeq, a predicted model, not a curated record